Symbiodinium sp. CCMP2456 is the source of this 872-nucleotide messenger RNA. NCBI's taxonomy places the organism in Eukaryota, Dinophyceae, Suessiales, Symbiodiniaceae. The record is from the annotation of a GenBank genome assembly.
GUACACUGACCAUUGCAGGAAGCUUGCUUCUGGGCGGCCGAAGAGUCAUGCGAAGACGGUGUGGCUUUAUGGUUGCGUUGCUCUUCAUCCCCUGGGACAAUCCGCUCUUCGGCUCGCUGGUGCUCAUCGCGAUUGGUUCAGCCUGCCUUUAUCUCUCAGCUGCAGCUUUUCGAGCCUACUUCCGAGACGUGGAGCUGAUGCAAGAGCACAUACGCUCCUUCCGCGUGCAGAAUGCCAAGUGCACCUGCUGUUCACAGGACCAUGUGUGGGCAGGUAAGAAGAUCCCUUGUGAUCGAGAGAUCGUCGUGGAGUGCAUCACCAGAUGGUUUGGUAGCAUCGCAAACUUCGAGCAGACGGUCCAGAAGACAGUCCUCUCCGCCCUGUGGCACCAGCUUGGCAAUCAUCCGUUCCCAUACUUGUGGCUGAUUGGUGCCUCAGUGCCGAUGGUCUGGGGCCAGAUGGACGCUGUUGCAUCGCAGCUGCGGAGUGGAGACCCGCAAAUGGCGAUCGUGUGGGCGCUCAACGGUGUGAUGUGGUGGCUGGCAGCUUUCCCGGCCUCCUUCGUGAUUUGGGCCAGCCUAACGUGGCGCUUGAGGGCACGGCCUGCCUCCCGCUGCGCGGACGUGCUCAGAAACGUGAUCGGAAUGCUGGCAUUGUUCGUGUUCUUUUGCAUAGUAUGGCUUUUUCAGAGGAUGUGGCUCAGCAUCCUCAAUGAGGACGAUUUACUUGCCUACGCCAGCUUCCUGAGCAUCAUGAUGAUUGUGACGUGUGUUGUCUGGCGCGCCUGGCAGCAGCCCUCCGCCUUCAAGCCGCAGCAGACAGAGCUUUCCCCAAGGGACAGCGAUGCCUGGAGUCUGUCGCUGUCGCUGUAG